Molecule: messenger RNA, 4236 nt
Organism: Symbiodinium natans
Lineage: Eukaryota; Dinophyceae; Suessiales; Symbiodiniaceae
Source: the annotation of a GenBank genome assembly
AUGGCGCUUCACACAACCAUCCGUCUCAUGAACCAUCACAUGCUCCCCAAAAGAUCCACGAACCCCCAGCUGGACAGGCACAAACUGGAUCACGAGAUACGUAAUCGGGAGGAGGGGGCACAUACCCUGCAGCUUGCCCUUACGACAGCCCUCAACGCCCUCACGGACCCCACCCCAGCCAACAUCAACUCCACCCUUCUUGACACUUGCCAGAACCACUACCCAUUGGAGAGGAAACCCAACCCUCCAUCCAACCCCAUUGUGCAGCACUUAUGGCAGAAGCGAAGGGAGGCCGAGUACGUCACCGUACGGCCCCCAGGGGAGCCGGAAAGGGAAAACCUGGAAAACAACCCCUGGUGGUACUUCCAAUCCAGACUCUUUCGGGGAUGGAAAGCUACGGUUGCCCUGCGGAAGCAAGUCAAAAUUGCUGAGAAACAAUGCAAGGAAAAGAAGCGCGAAGACAUCCUCCAACUACUUCAAAAGGCUGAGCAGGCAGCUGAUAACGGGGACCAACGAACCGUGUAUCAGGUUGUUCGGAGAUUAGCACCCUGGCAACCUAGACAACGGGUCAUGAUUAAGGACCCAAGCGGCCGACUCCUCACUCUCCAACAGGAGCACGAAGCCCUGGUGAGCUAUAGCGAAGAUCUUUUCGCUCCGGACACAGAGCAGCCGGCUAGGGAGGAGCAAGGUCUUAACUUGGUUUUCACGGUUGAGGAAAUUGAAUCGCAGCUGAAGUCCAUCAAGAUUGGGAAAGCCGUCCCUCCAGGAGUAGCUCCUGCUUCUGCAUGGCGAUUAGCGGCCCCACAGGUUGCGAGGCUGCUGAAGAUGGCAUUUGACCAGCAUUCUCACCAACCAGGGAUCACACUCCCUCUUCAGUGGACCGACGCGUGGAUAGUCUGGCUCCCAAAGCCGGGCAAAGACCCAUGCGAGCCCUCAUCGCUCAGGCCAAUAGGCCUCAUGUCUCCUGAUGCCAAAGCCCUUGCAGGGCUUCUCAAAAUCAGACUCUAUGAGCUGAUUCGGCCCCAGCUGCGCAGGGUGCCGCAGUUUGCCUAUCAGCCGGGGAGGGAUUUGUACGAUGCCUUGGCUAGAGUGCAGGUGUGGAUUGACAACUUCAAAAGGUGUUACGGACGAGGAAACAGCAGCAAAUUCGCCCAAAGGGACAGGGAGGAAAAUCCGGACAACACAAAACUCUGCGUCGGGGGAGCCAUCCUCAGCCUUGACCUCAAACAGGCCUUUGACAGAGUAAACCGUCAAGCACUAGCCCAGUCGCUAAAAGACCUUGGUGCGGGAGAAAGCAUGACGGCCGAGAUUAUCUCCCUCCUAGACACAUCACGGUAUCACAUUAUCAGUGAUCAGGAACAAAGCACAGUGGGUACAACGCGAGGCAUCCGCCAAGGAUGUAAGAUCGCCCCCAUGCUUUGGGUGGCAAUAUCGACCCUUUUGCUGGAGCGGCUGGGGGAUGCCCUCUCAGGCCCCCACAGACAAGCAACCACUUUUGCCGACGAUACCUUAGUGCAAUGGCUCAUUGAAAACUCCACGGACAUUGCCCAACGUAGCAGUUUCAUCAACAAACUUCUGGGGGUCAUGCAGGACAUGGGGCUUUUGGUUAACCUUACCAAAACAGUCCUGCUCUUGAAAGUUUGCGGACCUGGGGCCAGACGCGCGCUCAAGGACUAUGUAGUGUAUAAGGACGGGAAAAAAUGGUGGCGGGCGCGACACCCUGAUGGGAGCGAGGCGCUAAUCCCCAUUGCCUGCUACACUACAUACCUAGGGACGCACCUUUCCCUCCAAACGGAAGCGCACAAAGUGGUAGGCUACCGUAUUGCUGAAGCUAACAAGAGAACUGGCAAAAUCAAAAAGGCGACCAGGUCCAGGAAAGUCUUCGGCUUAGCGCAUAGAGUACGCAUCUGGCAGGCCUGUGCUGCAUCGAGUGCUACAUUUGGCCUCAUUGCUUUCGCGCCCUCUGCCAAGGCGGUGGCACUCCUCAGGGGUUGGUUCUAUCGUCAACUAAGAGCCGUUGCGGACUCACCUGCCCACAUCUCGCAUGAGACUAACAAGCAACUUCGGCAAAGAUUAGGUGUUCAGGAUCCUAUAGAUGCCACUGUGCAACGGAUUCGGCACAAACUUGACAAGCUUCGGGUUGCAGAAGCGAGCAUCAUCAACCAGCCACAAACUCUCCAGUAUUGGGAAAGUAUGCUACAGCAAUACCUCAUCUUCCACACAGAUAACAUCGAUGCGGAGCCCGACUCCAGGCUGAUCCCGGUGCCCGCGCAACAAUCGCAGCCGGUGGCCUGCCCAGUCUGCGGAGUGUACUUCCCAUCAAACAAAACAAUGAGACAGCACAGGGGAAGGGUCCACAAGGUGUAUGUGAGCUCGCACCGGCAUGAUGAUGACAUGUAUCAACAACAAGAUCACUCUGCUGGUGGCAUGCCACAGUGCAUUCAUUGUGGUCUUAAGACGGGUUCAUGGGACGCGCUGAGGAAUCACAUCCUCAACAACGUUUGUGGCUGGCAGAUGCCACCCGGCCCCACUCGGGAGGCCGAACAGCAGGACAUCGCUACCCCCCCUAGGGGUCACUCAGACAGGGAGCCACGCAUACUUGAAGACACCCAUCCCUCGAGCACCAUCGCUCGGCAACAACCGGUACAGCCUGCCCAGGAGGAGCCGACGAUCCCGUUGCUGCGUAGACCUGAAGUGGCGAAGCAACUACUGCAGUCGGACUCUAAGCUGCAGAUCGUCAGAGAUCACGCUAGGAGUCUCAUUCAGCACUGUGGCUUCUGUGGACAGUGGAUUGCUAAGGGAGGCUCGGUUAAGGAGCACAUCAAGAGAAUGCACUCACACAUAUGGCAUGCAAGUAUUGGCAACCUGGACACUGAGUGUGCGCUGUAUAAAUCUCACCUCACCCGUGACAGUGUCUGCGACCUUUGUGAGGUCAUGGUGUACCAACCCGACAGGCACACUCGGAGCUGCACGGUUAUUUUCCAAACAGCCUUAGCCACAGCAUGGCAUAAGGUUGGGGCGCCGGACACGGCCCCCGUCGCCAGGGAUGUGAGAACUUGCAUCACUGAUGAGUUCCUUGCCAGGCAGCUCAACCCCGACGUGCACAGGCAGGGCAAAAUGGAGGCAGGAGACAGCGAGGUCAUUGACAUGCUGACACGGCACUGUGGACUUUGCCUUCAGCGAUUGACGAAUCAACAGGACUGGAGGCGACACUGUGCCAACCAGCACAAGGAGGCCUGGAAGCGAGCUGAGGGAUUUGCAGAGUUGGUACACGGUUUGCCGCUAGCUAGACCAUGCCGGCAUUGCGGAGUGACCUACCACAAAACCCCGAAGGUUCACGCUCAAAAGUGCCUGCCACUCUUGCAAAUCGCAUUUCUGUCGCGCCAUGGACGACCAAGCACUGCAGGAAGUGGCGAACAUGUGGGGGCAGCACAGCCCGAUGGAACUCAUAAUGAGGGACAGGCCGACCGAGGAGGAGAACGGCGAGGGGCGGAAAUUCCGUCGCAGGGAGGGCAAAGGCCCAGGCAAAGCAAAAAGGGAGCCGAUCCCGGCCCCAAACCAGCAGCUGGCAAAGCAAGUGCAAGUUCUAACCAAGUAUGUCAGCCAGCACGCCAUGGCGCUGCAACUGCUGGAGGCCGACAGAAGUUGGGUUCUCUGGAUGGACUCUGGAGCGAUGGGCAUCAUACCUCAGCUGGUCAAGACCACGGCCACCUGGAAGGAGAGCCGAGAGCAGAACAAGUGCACCUGCAGCCUUCGCCAGGCUCUCCUGGGAUCGCUCCUGCUGGAGCUGCAAGCUCGGCUUGCGAAGAUGGAGGGCGACAAGGCGGCACAGGCGCCACUCAUUCAGAGGAAGAUGCUCGUAGCAGAACCAAUGGCGUGGUCGUACACGAGAUGGAAUCCGGACAAGAAACUCCAGGAGCCCAGAGAGGGCAACCCGCUCUCUCAUCAGGAUGCAAAGGAGGCAGUUCAACUGCUGAUGCGAGAGGCCGUCAAGCCCAACGUCAUCCAGCGCUUCCAUGCUCUAGGCGGAGUCAAGGAGGACAGGCCAGGAGCCACGACGUUCGUGCUGACAGUCUCCUGGACGCCGAUGCACGGCCCAACAUCAACAAGGCACUCCAUGCUCUCACGGAGACAGCGGCCACCGCGCUCAUAGGAGCCAGGAUCCGCCCGGAAAGAAGCCACAAGCCACUUCCAGAGGACCUACAGCGGGCCAUCGACGCGACGAGAAGGCAAUGA